AUACUUUAAAAAAAAUUAUUUUAAUGCCAGCGGAUGGAUAGUUUUGGUUAAUAUUCUUCAAAUUCAUCCAAUUUUGCGUUAAAUUUAUUAUUAGUGAAUUCAAAUAUAAAUAAGUUUUAUUGGUGGCGAGUGACAUUCAUGUUUUGUGAUUAUUACGUCCCACAAAGAGCCGUGAAAAUUUGUUAGACCUCCCGUUGAGCACAGCAUUUAAUCUGACACUUUUAACGACGCCAUGUUUGUCACGUUUUUGCCAGUUAUGAAUAAAUUUAGUCAGAAAUUAGAUCUUUAAUACGAUACAUUGAAAGUAUUCAUCAGUGCUGUAAGUUGAUAAAAAAUGAGUAUGGUGUUUUCAAGAAGCAAGGAAAAGAGAACGCGUUCUUCUACUGGCAAUUCUAACAGCUCAUUCGUGAAAAAUGUGACAGCAAGAAUGUCAGGCUUAUUGCCAAGUACCAUUACUAAAUGGUUUAGUAGUCCUAGUACGUCAAAUGCUAAUGGAGCAACACCAACAGCUGAUGUCACAGACUCUUCCACUGAAGAUGAAUCACCAGAAAGUCCUGUCAGCACUCAGCCUCCAGCAAAACGCAUGCGAUUUAGUACUCCUGGAAAAUACAAUCAAUUUGGUUCUGCAGAUGGGAAUUCUGUGCUGACUACAGUUGAAGCCAAUUCACAAUGCUCCUCAACCUUUAGCAUUAUACAGUCAACACCUGGGCGAAAUACAUUUCGACAAAAUACUAACUUUAUGUCGCCACAGACUUCUAGUACAAUUCGUUCCAUAGAUGAUUCCAAUGUGGAUAGAAAGGAUACAAGUUCUUCCUCAGUAUUUAAAAAACAGCACACACUUUCAACAAUUGGUCAUUCUGUAGCUGUGAAGAGGAAAUCUAUAUUUGAAUUAUCUACUAAUAAUAGUGAGACUGCACAAGCAAAUUCUAUGAAAACUGUCCAUAAAGAUAGAAAUCCAUCAUUCAAAGCUAGUCUCCUUGGUUCGCCUUUUUACUCAGGACGAACCGUGUAUGGGGGUGCUUCUUCAUCCUACAUGAAUCAGCCCAAUAUUAAACAAAGAAAAGUCGCUCAUAUAAAUGAAUCUCCAGCUAAUGAGACAGUAACAAUGAGUAAUUCUGCGAGAAAGAUAAUGGACCUUCUUGAACAAUAUUCCUCUCCAUUGGCGGAAGCGAAAAGAAUCCCACGAUAUCAGAAGUCACCUAGAAAUGAGAGUAUAAAUAGUACCGCAAAUACAAUUAAACCAGCUGCCUACCGAACUCAAGAACUGCACAUUCCAAGUAUAGCUUCAAUUUUACGAGUGAAACAGAAAUCUCGCUUAAUGGACUCAACAAGUGCUGCACGACAACUUAUUGCCUCACAUAGUAGUGCCGCGCCAGAGUUUAGCCCUUAUCCAACAACCAUUACACAAAAGGAAUUAGCUGUUAACGAACAAAACAGCAAUUUGACAACAAAAGUAAAGACUAGAUUAACAAGACCAAAUAGAGGCGAUAAGUUCGAUGAUGUUUUGACUCCAGUUCAACUGCCAACAGGAGUUUUGCAAAUUGAUAAAAAUAAUAUGCCUAAAUUUACCUUAGGCAAACCAUUUUCCUCAACGCCCAACUUAAUAUCUACAUCUACGCCUGCUGCAUCAGUGAACAAAUUGGUUGUAGCCCAAAAUACAAACCCCCUUUCUGGAACCACUACAAGUUCAUCUACAGCAUUUCUAAGUAAACCUGAUUUAGUAAUAAGUAGCACAGAAUUCAAAUUUUCAAGCCCUGUAAAAGUAACUACAGAGAAUUCAACACAAAGUGCCAUACUACCCAAAUUUACUUUCGGCAGUCCGGAACGCGGAGUAGAUAAAGUUAUUGCCAGCAAUAAGCAAAAUGACUUUCCUGUUGUAGGUGCAACAAAGGAAUCAUUUGCGCAGAAAAAUAUUGAAAGUUCCAAGGAUUCAGUUUCAGCUUGGUCUACAAAAGAGAAUUUCAUACAGAAAUCUACAGACAAGGACACCACCUGGAUAACAAAGGAAACUCCAGUACAGAAAGUUAAUAACAGUCUCAAAGACUCAAAACCAGAGUGGAAAUGUGCUGAAUGUUGGGUACAAAACAAAGAAGAUGUUGACAAGUGUGUUUGUUGUGGGGUCACACGGCCGUCAAGUGUUGUUGGGAAAGUGACUAAGUGUUCUUGCAAGCUUAGUGACACACAAGCUCAUAUUGAUAAAUGUGAAACAUGUGAGAAAUCAGAAGCAGAUGCCAUCAGUAUAAAAAGUAAUGAGAUAACAUGGAAGUGUGAUGAUUGUCGGGCUUUGAAUGAAGCAAAUAUAGAAAAAUGUGUAUGCUGUGGCAGUGCCCAUUCUAACAAACUACCCGCACCAGUUGUAUCUGAGGCAAAUGAUAGUAGAAAAUGGAAAUGCAAUGACUGUUGGGUUAUGAAUAAAGGAACAGCAGUUAAAUGUGAAUGCUGUGGCAGUGCCAACACUAAUGAUACAAUUUCUGAAGUGCCCCCUGAAAAAAGAAAUCCAAGUAUUUCAGAUGGUGAUUGGAAAUGUGAUGACUGUUGGAUUACAAAUAAGAGCAGUGUAGAAAAAUGUGCUGCUUGUGGUGGAUCGAAGCCUGGCCUUAAAAAUAAUAAUUCCUCACUUUUGAAUGUUUCAGCAUCAACUAUAAAUCGUAAUGAUUUACUUUCCACUGUGAAUUCACAGAAAAAUCUGACAUGGGAAUGCCAAAGUUGUUUGGUUAGGAACAAUAAUGAGAAAACAUCGUGUGUCUGCUGCGGAGCUGAGCCAUCUAACAAUUCAGUUCCAGAGAAAAAAUCUUUUAAUUUCGGGAUUAAUCCAAAUACUUCAUUUAAGUUUGGCAUUAAUCCUGUUGAGCAACAAGUUAAUCUAGUUAAGAAAACUGAGGAAUCUAGUGCUGCUUUAAAGACAAAUCCAGAAGUUUCUGAAAGUAACACAUUGGAAAAAAUUCCAAUGUUUACAUUUACUUUGCCUUCUAAGAAAUCUGAAGAUAAAAUUGAUGAUGUUAAAGGAAAUAUUGACGCCACGAAAGUUAAGUUUUCAUUUGGAAUCCCAAAAGCUUCCACUGCAUCAGAAGUAGGAGCUGGCAAUUCUCAUGGAGAAAAAGACAAACAAGAAGAAGUGACAAAAGUAAAUGUCAAUACUUCAAUGUUUGAGAAUCCUAAAUUGGGAAAUGACUUGUUAAAGCCAAGUGAUAAUAAACCUGCGGUUGUAACUGCACUUCCAACAGUAUCUGUAAAUGAGAAUAAAAAUACAACUACUAAUUCUUUACACACACAAUCUGGAGAAAAAAGUGAAAAGGCACUGUUGAAUAAUACUUUCACAUUCUCGGCGGGCAGUAAAAAUAUUGUGACUAACAUGUUUAAGAGCCCGUCUACUGUGGCUACUACUUCAAUUUCCUUUGCUUUACCAGUACAAACGACAGUGAAAUCUACGGAGGCACCAGCAACUUCGUUAUUUCAACAAAAAGGAUUUAACACUCCAGCAUUCAAAACUGAUAGUAAUGCUUCUCUAUUCAAGAAGACUGAAACUGAAAAAUCACCCUUUCAAAAUUCAAUUGCUUCGCCUGUAUUCCAGAGUCCCACACCAAGUUCUACAUUAUUCCAAAAACCAGAAAAUAGCACAUCUUCUAUUAUGUUUCCCGCAAGUGAUGUUUCUGUAGCUUCCACUGUAUCAUUAUUUCAAAAUAGUGAUAAUAUAAUAACUACGACAUCCCAACCUGCUACGGCAAAUUCCCCCGUUUUUGGUUUUACUGCUAACUCUUUUAAACCAGCUUCGACUGCUGUAGAGAAACCCAAAUUCAACUUUACUUUGGGAAAAACUGAGAAUUUCACCUUCGAAAAUAAAUUUUCUCCUAUUGGAAACAACAGAAAUUCGACAAGUAGCUUUGCUUUACCUACAAGUACCAUAAUUCCUACUGUCAAUGGUCUAACUGGAAAUGCUUUAAGUGGUGGCAGCAAUAUGAUAGGUCCUAAUAAUGGCAAUACAAUUGGAAAUACUGUUAUGCCUGUUAGCAAUUCUAUAGGCAGUGAUGUACUUAAACCUCUAGGGUCGAGUGGUGCAUUACCCGGAAAUACAUUGGGAGGUGGAAAUGGAUUACCUGCUAGUAAUACAGUAUCAAGUGGAUUCUUUGGACAAUCAACUCAGAAUGAAAAUUUGUGGGGCACUUCAAACAACACUUCUAAUUUGUUUGCAGCAAGUACGACAGCUAAUCCUUUGCAAAAACCAGCUGCGUUUAAUUUUGGUGCGCCAUCAUCAUUAUCGCCAUUUAAUAAUAAUAAUACGAGUUCAGUAUUUGGCAGCAGUACGCAGUCGACGCAGAAUAUUUUCGGAAUUGCAACACAACAGAAUCCUGCUAGUCAACCAAAUCUCUUUCCUAGCCCAGCACAGAACCAAAACGCCCCCAAUAUCUUCGGUAGCCCUGUACCUCCUAGCAAUUCUGUGGGACUAUUUGGAACAGCAAAUGUCGGUUCUACACCAACUUUUGGAAACCAGAACCAAUCUAUGCCAUCUUUAACACCGGCACUGACACCAACCUUUAAUUUCGGCGCCUCACAAGCUCCAGGAGUUUUUGGAUUUGGACAGCAACAGCAGCCGCCUCAAUCUCUGCAACAGCCGCAACUUCCUCAACAACAGCAGCAGCAACAGCAGCAACAACAACAACAGCAACAACAACAACAGCAGCAACAGCAGCAGCAGCACCAGCAACAACUGCAACAGGGUCAAACUAGUGUGUAUAAUUUUGGAGGCAUGUCGGGUACCACGCCGCAGGUUCAAUUCAAGAUGGGCACUGCACCGACUCCUAACACAGCUGUACGUCGGGUGAGAAAGGCUAUCCGUCGAAACCCGCAACGAUGAGGAACGUCUGCGAUCCUUGACUGGGAUCGCAAUAUGGACUCUGAAAUGACUACCCCUAGUAAGUGUCCUCCUAAUGUUAGUUUUUGCAAACCAGUAAGGGUGCACAAGAAAUAAAAUAAGCUACAUCCUUUAUGGUUCGCGUUAUUUGUAAGCACCGAGUACAUAUACAAUAGAGAUAAAUUUUAUAUGACCACACCAAACUAUUACCCAAAAUAGGACAGAGAAAUUUACAAUGAAUUAUAAAAGCUACAUUUUUGUUUCUAGUGUACCACAAUGCCCCUAAAGCAAAAUUCUUCCAGAAUAACUGAAACAUUGGGUUUGUCCAGUGACAGUCCAGUGAGUGGGUGUGUCCAGAGUGUUUCCAGAGAUUUCUGAAUCUCCGUAAAUUUUUAGAUGAUAUGACAUGUUCUUCUUUAAGGGAGGCUUAGAAAGUAUUUAGCAGUAGAAAUUUGUUGGCUGAGUCUUAGGCAUUGUUGUCAGUAAACACUUACCAUUUAAAAUGAGGUGCAGGUUCAUCUCCCUUUGUAGAUGAAAUUAAAUAUGAUAUUAAAUAGUUAAAAAGAGUACCUGUAUUGUAACGAUAAGCCGAGAUAGAGUAAAGACUCAAAAAUGACGGUCCCGAACAAAAAUAAACAUCCUAUACUAUGUUCUUUAUUGCGUUUGAUGAGUGGACAAAGUCAAGGCACACCUGAUAACAGCGGUUAUCGUAGCCCAUAGACAUCUCAACUUGAAGACCGCCGCUCUUUGCUAUAAGGUUUUUUUUUGUUUUUUUUUAUUGCCCUAGCAGGCAGAUGAGCAUACGGUCCACCUGAUGGUAAGUGGUUACCGUCGCUCAUGGACGUCAGGAAUGCCAGGGCAGAGCCAAGCCGCUGUCUACCGCUAAAAGGAUGAAGUCUCUAUUGUGGUAUAUAACAGUAGUACAGGUAGAAGUAGACAAUAUGGUGGUACCUAGCCGUGCGGGGUCCAAUACGACUAUACAAGUAACCAAGCACUAUCCAGUACUAUCCAUUUUUUUGUAGGCAGCAGCUUGGCUGUACCUCUGGCAUUGAUGACGUCCAUGGGCGUUGGUGACCACUCACCAUCAGGUGGGCCGUAUGCUCGUCUGCCUACAAAGACAGCAAAAAAAAGGAAAUUCCCUUUUACUUAAGAUCUCUAGUUGUUAGUGUGCAAGUAAUUCCUUCUUACAAAUUACUCAGACUAAUUGAAUAUUAUAUUAUUACACUGGAGAAACCAGUUCCUGCUGCGCGGUAACUACACUACUAAAAGUACAAAAUAUAUUCAUUUCUUGAAAAUACUCAUAUCAUAUAUUGAUGGCACUACUUUAAAAGUUUUCCUUAAAUUCCAAUAAUAACUAUACUAAUUAAUAUCCUUAAACUAAUGAUAAAAUUGAACUUAUUCAGUAACUUUUUAUUACAAAUAAUAGUUUUUCAUUAAAGUAUGUAUCCAGUACAAUUUGUGCAGCACUGGUAUGAAUAUCUAGACCGAGUUUUGCUUUUUCAAUAGCACCACAAGUAAUCCUUAAAUAAGAAGAAUAAUUAAUGGAAGUUGCUAACUGUAAUUUUUGGGAAUAUAACAAAAUAAAUAUAUUAUUAUGUGACCUUAAAGAUUUUGUAAAUAAAUAUUUGAUGAGAUUCAAUUUUAUAACUGAUGUGCAGCUUUUUUGUAAUACUCAGCUUGGUAAAUUCUGUGAGAGACUAAAUAUUGUGUUUGACAAAUUCGCGAAGUUUGGAUAUCUACUGUUGGAGCCCCUUUCGCUUAUAAAGCCCCCUUUCUGUAUUCUGUGAUGGCACAUUUGCUCUGACGACUAUCGUUACGAUAACCUGUGGACUUUUUUUUCCAUAUGGUAAAUGUGUUUACAAAAGAAGACAUCCUAAUCAAAUUAAACCAGCUCAGAAGAAUUUCAUUUAUUCCUUCACUCUCAUUCAUUCAUUCAAGAUUAAGACGGGGUCUAUCUAUAGAUUUUUAUAGGAAUAUUACACUAAACAUAAACCAAGGCUUAAAAAAGGGUAUUUUGUGUUAGCCGAUGGUGUGGUCAGGGAUCUGGUGAAUACUGCUUUCCAUCCGCUAAGGAGAAGCUGCUCUUUUUUUUUCUGGGUCGUUGAGAAUUUGUACUUUAUUGAAUACGUGCUCGGUGUCCGAAUAAGCGAAUAGUUCUAUUAGAAUUAUACAUAAACCAUAGACUUGAAAUUUCAUUUUAUAAAAGCUGUUUAAUUUUUGUUGAUAAAAUAAAUUUGUAAGUUUUUAAUAUAAGUGUUUGUUUUACGUGUAACAAUUUGUUUUGUGUUAAAAUAAUAACUCUGUUUUUAUUGUUCAGACUGUGACUUAUUAUUAUUAUAUUAUAUGUCAUUAAAAUUUUUGUGAUGUAACUUAACCCUUUUAGUGCUGAGAUUAUUUUCACAUGUUUUGCCGAAAUUUCUGAAAAUAGUACAUUUAUUAAGUGUGCCGAGAAUUUAAUUCAAUGAAUCCUAAAUUCACACAAAUUAUUUUAAAUGGUUAUUUACAAAUGUUAAUAGCUUAUUAAAAACCUAUAAAUAUACGCGUUAAGAUACGCCCGUACAGGUCGAACCUAUAUUCAAACUGUACGAAACCACUAAUGGAGAGUCAAAUCUAUCGACAGUUCGCGCUCUAAGGGUUAAAAUAUAUUCAGGUACACAUUAUUUUACAAUUUAUUAUUUUUAUAAGAAUAUAUAUAGUUUUUUAGCAAUUGUAAGUAGUCUAAAUAUGUUUUUAUUGUAACACGAACAACAAAUAAUACUAUUGAUUUAUCGACUUGAGAAAUAUAUAUUAUAAAAUCUUCAUUUUAAUAAUCAUGCUUCGAUAUUAUUUUUCUUAAAUUGUUAACAGUCGCUUUUGUAUAAGAGCUUCAAAUUUUUUUUUAAUUCUUAGUAUAACCACCAUAAUGUAUUGUAAUGUUAACGUAGAAUUUAUGUACAAGAAAAACUAAGACAUGCAGAAAUGCUCAAAAAACCAUAAUGAAUUUCAAAUAAAAACGUUUUUAUCGAUCGACCGCACAGCCUAUUGCAAAUAUGAUACUAAAAUAAUCUAAGUGCAUGAGUAUUUUGUACUAAGUAUGGCAUUAAGAGACUUAUUCUCGGUGAUCAAAGACCGAUGUUACUGAUGCUAUUAAGACGUUUAAAAAGUGGUCAUCAUAAAACUUAGGUGAUGAAACAAUUAAAAAUCAGGUGAUACGUGAUACAUGGAAUCGAACGUUAUCGGAUUAAAGUGACAUUUUACGUGGCGAUCAUAGAAAAUGUGAACGCAUUGAAUAGACAAUAUUUGUAUUUAUUUACCUCUUUAAAUUUAUUGCAUUGGGUGGGUAGACUAAUUUUUGGAUCAUCCUGAAAAGUAGUCACGGAAUUCAUGGACAUUAUAAAUGUGAUAUCCGCCACAUAAACCGAAUAAAUCGAGACAGCUUUUCGUUUACGUUCUGAUCGCAUCGUCUUUUCGCAUUUAAAGUGUACAAUUUCCAAAAAUAUUCGAAUUUGAGUUAAUAUGGAGCGGAAUUAUUUAGUAUCAGCGGUAUUUUACUCAUAAAUACUGUCAAAAGAGCGUAGUUUAGUUUUAGUUUUUUUAGUUUACCCUAUGUUUUGACUACUAUUAACAAAAUUAAUACGUAAUUUUAUCAUACUUUAAAAGACAGAUAAUGUAACUGGUAAAAAAAAUAUUGCAAAGAUGAUUAAUAUUAAAAAUGUCGCAUGUUUUAAAUUUUCAAACACUCUCCUGUAAAAUUAGUAAGUUUUGAGAUUAUACAGUUUUAAUGCGAGAAGACGAUAUGUAUUUUGAUGUAUGUGGUAUGUAUUAUGCUGUCAUUAAAAUUUCGACUCCGCAAUCGAUCCCCUACAUCCUGUAUUAAAACAACUAUUAUUUUAUUUAUUAUGAAUUGAACUAAAAGAGAACAAAAUAUAACACAUCAAUUAGAUAUUCUUCUGUAGCCCUGGCAUAUUGUAGAAUGUAGAAUUGCAAAUAACAUUGACCAUAUAUUAGUUUUGACUUUAAUUAUAUUUUCUAUUAACCUUAAGGGUUUUUGAUAUAAUAUUAAACGGGCGUUUUACAUUUGUAUUUAAUUAUUUAAUUUCUUUAAAAUAUAUUAUAAAUCUAUUUUGGUUAACUUUUACUUUGGCAUAUUCGCUUUUUGUCACUCAGUAUAUUGAACGCGGCCACAACUCUGCAAGUGAGUGGUGGUUUUGUUUAGCGCUGAUGUGCACGCUAUCGAGUACAAUUAGUAGUAAUGAAAUGGUGGAUGAAAUACGUUAUAAGAGACAGUUUGUUGGCCGCUUCUCAUUUAUUGGAUCAUUCUGUGACACUCAUGAAGUGUUGUUAUCUGAAGAGAUGAUGUAUCCAUUUACUCUUGUGCCUUAAUUGAAGCGCUUACGUUAUUCGAACCCGUAUCAACAUGCUAUCCUCCGCGUUCACACAUCACGAAUAAACAUUGCAUCUUUUAACUUUUAUUCUCUCGUUAACACAAGUAUUUUAUUAAAUUAGAAAUCCUUAGUUACUUCUCGGCUCCUUUCAAUCUUUUCUGGUAGAUUUAGUAUUUGGCCAUUCAGAUUUAAACGAAAAACUUGUUUACUCUUUAACUAAAUGUAAAAAUGAUAAAUUAGGUUUCACUUCGUACGAAUAAAAAAGUAGAAAAUAGUCUUAACUCGGAUGUUUAAAACAAAAAAGUAAUAAUAUGUAAUCAAACUUCUUUUAAGAUUUCAGAAAAUAGGUGUAUAUCUACGUUCUGACGACUCAGUAUCUUUGCUCCCGAUAUGUGGUUGAGCCAGAUUAGUAUGAUGAUUACUGUUAAUCUGUAAAUAGAUUUCCAUAUUAUGAGCUUAGAAUUACAAUGUUCUCUCGCUGUAGGGAGGUAUUUUAUUAUUAAAUCCAUUUAGUAAAGAAAAAUUCAUUAACUAGUUUCACUAACUAAAUUCACUAACUUUGAAUAGGAAAAAAAAGAAAUAACAGUGUACUAAGCAGGCUUUUGUUGAAGAGUAUCCAAAUGUCUUAACUAGAGAGUCUUAAUAACUAGAGUAAAAACUAACUUUAAUAUUAUUAAAUAAUUUUUAAAUUAUUGCGGUGUCAAUAAGGUGCGAAGGUACCAGUAACUAUUAUAUAUUUUUUAAGAGAAGCCUUAGGUGGUUGUGGGAUGCGAUUAUUUUGCAAAUUCUAAUUCGUGUUAGAUAGCUUUCUGCUUAAUAAUAAAUACUAGCUUAGACUCGCGGCUUCAUCCCUGUUAAUGUUCGAAUAAUAAAAGUGUCCGUAUGGUAUAGUACUGUUUUUCUAGGUGAAAGGUAUCUCCUAUGUUAUUUUCUGUAUCCCUGAUAAAGUAUCUGUAAAUUUGCAUAAUGGUCGGUUAUGCAGUUGUUAGGAAGUGAAAGCGUAAAAAACAAACUCACUUUCGCAUUUAUAAUAUUUCUAUUGAAGUAUGGAUGCACUGAGGAUUUAUACUAAAGAAGUUUAGAUGUGCAUUCUUAUGAAAUGUUUUAUAUCCGACAGAAUAAUAUUGUUAUAUAAUGCAUCAGUAAAUCAGUUAAAGAAACAUUCGUAACAAAAAAGGAAUUUUUAAAGGUCUUUCUUAUAGCCAUAAUACGAGUAUGUUAUAAAUGAGAAAAAUAGAUUAUAUUCACAAAAAAUAUAUUGUGCAUAAAUUUUCCUUUUGUUGUUUUAAAUAAGAUAAUUCAUGUACCUAUUCGAUACAAAUAUAAAAAUACAUAAUAUACAAAGUUUUGGCUGAAGUUGGACUGCUAAAAUUACAGUAAACAGAGUUCCUAAACAGUUUUAAUUUUGGCCUGUAUCUUAUAUGCGACUUAAUAGUUGAUAAUAAUAAUUUAAGUAUAAAACGGAAGCAGGUCUUUCGUCCAAUACUUGAGUUACUUUAUGAACAUGGUACUUAUGGGCAUUGUUAACAUUAUAUGAAUAUACAUAAUAUAUUUAUGCUGAUUGUUGCUGCAUUAUUUUGGAUAGUUACUGUUCAGCUACUUGACGUAAUGUGAGUUAAUCAAGUUUUAAAAUUAAUAAUAAAUCGGUUGUGUAGUUUUGAUUUGCUAUCACGUAUCGUUUAGAUUUAUUAAUGACAAAACUGAGGAAUGAUGUUAAUGCUUUUUUAUAUUUGGACUUUUGAGGCGAGAUAGGAUGUUGUGUGUUAACAUUUUGCGCUCUGUUUGAACACGCAUCAAUGAUGAGUGUCAGUACUCCGAUGCGUAGUUUGUGCGCAGUAUGCGACCUUUAUGUAAUAAAUAUGCUUUGAUUUGGCCUUGUGUACAUACAUUUUCUUUUUGUAUCGCCUUGGAAGAUGAAAAAAGCGUGUGUAGAGGAUUACGUAAUACUUUAUGUAAGUUGUUGUUCGGAAUCUAUGGAUAGUGCAGCGAAUGUUAAAACAUUUCUUUUAGUGUUGAAAUAAGACCUACGUGUGUUUAAGAUAUCUUUUUAUUUUUAUGAAAAUGUGUUUGGCUAAUUGUUUAUGUGAUUUUAUUUUAUGUACCCAAUACGACAUGUAAACGCUUUGAAUUUGUAAUUAAGGUAUGUAAUUGCUAUUUGUUAUUUAAUGUAUCUAGUGACUACCAGCGGACUUAAAUUCGGGGAGGAUCGUAAUUAAUGUUAAUGGCGGUUUUUGGUUGCCUAAAAAUAGCUUUGACUACCAAUUACAAGAUAAAAAAUAAACCAUGAACUCAAUAAGCUAUAUAUUGAUUUCUCUUAUUAUUUAACGUAUGCCGAUGCUUUGUCAUGAAUAAUUUAAAUUUUUGUGACGUUUAAAUGUAGAUAAUGAAUUAGCCAUCUAGAGUAUAACUCUGUUACAUAUAAGCAUAACUAAUAUUAGGUAUGAAUGUUUGUAUUGUCAUGCAAGCAAUGUGAAAAAUAUUAAUUAAUAAUAACAUUUGUAAUAUGCUAUUUUAAUAAUAUAACAUUCGUUGCGUAUUCAAUAUCAGAUAGUAAAAUAUUAAAUAUAAGCUCCAAUUUUUUUUUUGCUACGAUUUAUGUUUCGUGUAUUCAUUAUAUUUCACUUUAUUAAAAACGUUGUGUUGUCGUUUUUGGACCUUACUUAUUUUUGAGCGUCAACGUGAAUCGAUAGGGCUCCAAAUUCGCACGACACGCAGUCAUUAAAUAGUGUAAAAUAAGAUAUUUUAAAUAUAAUAUAAUCUUGUACUAUCGAUGAAACAUUACAAUAAAAAAGUAAUGGAGAUUGGGGAGCAAAACUAAAAGUUGUUACACAACUAAAUCUUUGUUUAAUGAUAAUACAUGAAAUGUUGGUAAAUCGUUUAAAAUAUAAUAUUCAAUUGUUAAUUUGUGAAAUGUAUUUAGAUUUGUUCCUCAAUACAAAUGGCCAAUAAAAUUUUGAA
Messenger RNA from Bombyx mori (domestic silkworm), 12171 nucleotides. RefSeq names its product nuclear pore complex protein Nup153. Gene Ontology annotation, biological process: RNA export from nucleus; protein import into nucleus. Gene Ontology annotation, cellular component: nuclear pore. Bases 335 to 4852 code for a protein of 1505 amino acids. The record is from RefSeq and is a predicted model, not a curated record. Lineage: Eukaryota; Metazoa; Arthropoda; Insecta; Lepidoptera; Bombycidae. The transcript has 7 exons. Gene Ontology annotation, molecular function: structural constituent of nuclear pore.